Molecule: messenger RNA, 225 nt
Organism: Paracoccidioides lutzii Pb01
Exons: 1
Coding region: 1-225 (74 amino acids)
Source: RefSeq, a predicted model, not a curated record
AUGGAAUGGGCAUGCUCUUUGCCUGUUGAGAUGGUUGAACCUCCUCACUGGCUUACGGACAAGGGUGUGAAUCAGAUAGUUUUGAAAGAGUACAACAGGGCUCGACUGGGAUUUAUGAACAUUUUGACAAGUGAAGAAGAAAACUCAAGUUACAAUGCCAGACAACACGAUGAAACUGUCGGCUAUCAUGAACCAAGCUUGGGAGAUGGGAACAUUCCGGUCUAG